AUGAUCGAACGCGUAACGAAUAGAACGAAGAAGAAACACUCCAAGAAAUCUCAUCGUGACGAAGACAGCGAUACGUCCGAUUCGGAAUCCGAUUCUGAUUCCAAAAGUGAUGCUUCCUCGGAUUCGGAACGCGAGAGCAGCAGCAAGCGGAAGAAAAAGUCCUCGAAGAAGGACAAGAAAAAGAAAUCAUCCAAAAAGAAGAAGGCAAAAUCGCGAUCAACGUCGCGCAACAAAUCACCGGAUGCUUCUCGCAAGAAAACUUCUCUGGAAGAAGAGAAACAACAUGAUAAACGCAAGGAAGUCCCUUCCGAGAUUAGAAACGAGGAUAGAAACAGGCGUUCGGUUGAUCGCAGUGUCGGGCGUAAAGAUCGAUCGACCAGUCGAAACCGCAAUGAUAGUCAUCGGACGCGAGAGUCUAGCCGGGAACGUGGCUCCAAUGUUCGUCGGGGAACAUAUCGGUCCGAUAGAUAUGAAGAAAAUCGUUUCGGUUCCAAUCGUGGCGAAGGAAACUAUUUUAAUCGCUAUCGUGAUCGGGAUCGUGACACUAAUCGCAUUGCCGAGGAACGUCCCCGUCGUAGUCGUUCGAGAAAUCGACGCCGUGACCGUUCACAGGAGCACGAGCGUAAUGAUAGAUCACAUUCUCGUUCGCGAUCUCGUUCGGGAAGUCAAAGAAGGCGUCCGAAUCAUACUGAUGCGCGAGGAUAUAGUGUAGAAAAAUCGAAACCCGGUAACCGUCGGGAUCGUUCGCCUCUGAAACAGUCGGAUCUCGACAAAGCUCGUGAAAGAGACGGUGAACGUGAAAAGGGUCGUGAACGAAACAGAGAUCGCGAUAAUAGGGAGCAAGAUACGGAUCGUUCCCGCGAUAGGGAACGCGAACGGCGACAUGAUGAUCGUGCACGAGGUCGGGAAAACAAUCGCGAUCGUGACCGCGACCGGAAUCGUUCAUCGAGCCCCAAAAAGAGGGAAAAUCGAUCUCCACCUCGUCGGCAACAGCAAGAGGAGCAAUUACCACCCACUAUAAAGCGUGAAAAAUCAUCACGUCAUUCACCUGAACGUAAAUCUAAAUCGAAUACGGCUGUCAGCGAAUCUAGGCAGCGUAAGCGAUCCCCAUCUCCGAAGGCAGCAACCAGCCACCAGUCUGUUACAGCUGACAAGACGGACAAAUCUGUAUACCAGCGUAGUUCUCCGAAAGCUGCUAACGAAAAGCAAUCCGCAUCAUCAUCAGACGAAUCGGAAUCAGAUUUGGACUAUUCUCCAGCCAGAAGACAUCCUGAGCGGUAUAGCGAUAUACUGCAACGCACCAGAUCACGCACGGAUGCCAACGGAGAAGCUCAUUCGGAUACGGCGUCAAAUAAAAACAAUAAACAGCAAGCGACGACAACAUCUUCAACACGCGAAGCUCGUAAAGUGGAACCAACGGCCAGUCCCGUACGCGAGAGAUCUGACAAGAAUGUGGCAGAAGAAGGUAAACAUAAAGGACGUCAUACAUCAACGAGCCCCGAAGCUCGAAAAGAUCGCUCUCGUUCACGGUCGAAGCGUCGCCGAUCGAUAUCGUCUUCCCCAAAGAAAAAGGAUUCCACCCGAUACGGAUCAUCACCCAAUACAAAGAAGCGUGACAAGCAUGUUUCAACUCCAGCUGAAACACAUCCUUCCGCAAAAUCAUCGGAAAAACUGUCAACCUCAUCAUCGCCAUCUUUAAAGAAAGCAAUGUCACGAUCUCGUUCACCUGAGGUGAAGAAACGUCGUCAGGAACGUGAUUCGCGGAACCAGUCUCCAACCGCUCGUACUACGAAAACAAUGCAAAAUGAACGGGAGCUAGCGGAAAGUAAGCGCCCCGAGACACGCAGUCCGGAAAAAAGCGAUUCAAGAAAAUCAAGAACAAAGAAAUCUUCCUCAUCAUCUGGCGCAGCGUCAUCUUCGGUACCGUCAGCAGCCGUCUCCACGACCGUUAUCGUUCAGCAGCCCGUUGUGAAGCUACACUCUCCCGAAUCGGAACAUUCGCAAUCCGAUAGCGAUGAUCGCCAGCCGGAGCGUACAAAGAUGCAGCGUGAUCGCGACGACCUGGAUGCAUUCCUUCCUAUUUAUGAUGAAAAUAGAGAACAGGAGAAGGAUCUUACCCUGCUGAAAGCGCUGAAACAUGAUCUUGCGGCCAAAGCGAAGCAAAGUUUGGAAAAGAAAAAAUCUAGCUCCGCCGAAGGUGUUGUAAGCAGCAGUGCCAUAGCGAUGAAGGUUGGACUGGUGGGCAAACCGGUCGACACAUCCUCUGGCGUGGAGGUGCGGAUCGGCGAGACACGCGAACGGGAACUGCAGCUAAUGCAAAGCAAACAGCACCAAUCCGCUCAACCCAGCUCUAGCAAAACAGAAACAACAAAACCAAACGUUUCAAACGAGAAGCAAUCUGUCGGUAAAUCCAAUAAUUCUUCGGCCGAUGCAGUCCAGGAGGACAGCAGCAGUACACAAAUGAAAAAGGAUAUUCACGAGAUACUUAGCACUGUCGGUGCAUGUGCGGUUGCGAAUGGUUCGGAAGUCGCCGCCAGUUUGGCGAAGACGACGAUUUUGCACGCGGUGGAUAGCAUACUGAAGGAGAAAAUAUCGGGAACUGCGAAGGAAAAGUCUACUACGUCUACCGCAUCCGGUAGUAAAACUCGUGCUAGUACCAGAAGCAGUCGCUCGAGAUCGCGCUCCCGUUCACGCUCACGUUCGCAUAAGUCCCGUAGCUACAGCAGCUCAAGUAGCGGUUCUGGCAGCUCUCGCUCGCGUAGCCGGUCCUCUUCGUCGCAUAGUCGCAGCUCUACGGAUCGUGGCAGCAGCCGCUCGAGAAGCCGUUCCAGCAGCCAUUCGUCUCAAUCUUCCCCGCGAUCCCGUACAGCAUCGCGUUCACCAUCGAUACCACGGCGUGCUGGAUCACCUUCGUUCCUCGAUCGGCGCCGUAUCACCAGGAUAACGUUCAGAUAUAGCUACGAUGAUUUCGGUGUCUUCAAUGAGGUGUGCGCCUUGCAAUGGUCAGCAUCCUAA
Messenger RNA from Anopheles marshallii, 3015 nucleotides. RefSeq names its product serine/arginine repetitive matrix protein 2-like. NCBI's taxonomy places the organism in Eukaryota, Metazoa, Arthropoda, Insecta, Diptera, Culicidae. Bases 1 to 3015 code for a protein of 1004 amino acids. The record is from RefSeq and is a predicted model, not a curated record. The transcript has 5 exons.